AUGAGCGUCCCCCCGUGGCGCCUGGCCGGGCUCUGGCCGUGGCUGCUCAUGGCCGCCCUGCAGGUGGUGCUGGGCCAGCCGGGCCCGGAGUCCGAGCGGCCGGCCCUGCGAGCGCUCAUCAAGGUGACGCUGCUCAAACCCGAGCCGGCGGGGAUCUCCAUCACUCUGGAGGGGGUGUUCGUGGGGAGCAGCGCCGGCUCUGCCGCGGGGAAACUCAUACAGUAUCACCCUCUGUCACUGUGCAACACAAGUGAAGAUGACCAGCUAGAGAACGAUGUCAUCGCCGUGGUCAAACUGGAGCAGAGAGUUCCCCGCUGUCUGCCGUUGCUGGAAAAGGCUCACAUGGCACUGCACAAGGGAGCGCGGGCGGUUAUUUUCGAUGUCAGCGAUGAUGUCAGCGAUGAUGUCAUUGCGGCUGCUGAGUUUAGAGAAACAGACUCCCUUACCCGCCCAGUCGUGUUAGUGAAGAAUGCUGUGGAUGCAGAGGAGUUGAUGGCUCUGGUCAACAAGAAUGAAGAGGCCGAAGUUCGCAUCGAAAAAUUUGUAGAAAAGCCCACAUGGCCACAUUAUGAUGUGGGUAUCCUGCUCACCAUUGUCUUGGCCGUCUUAAUGAUCAUCCUCAUCUUUGCUUUCCGCUACAAGUGCAAGACCAACAGAACCUGGGACUCGGUGCAUCAACAAACAAUACGGGCCAUCAGUCGAUUAGAGACCAAAACCUACAUCUCUCAGGGUUGUGCAGGCUCGCAGCGCCCCCGUGGGGCUUGGGGUUCAGCUAGCAGCUCCAACUCCACCCCGGUAUGUGCUAUCUGCCUGGAGGAGUUUCAGGAUGGCCAGCAUCUGAGGAUCAUCUCCUGUGCUCAUGAGUUUCAUAAAGAUUGUGUCGAUCCAUGGCUGCUGCAGAAUCGCACCUGUCCUCUGUGCAUGCAUAACAUCAUGGGGGUAGAGAGGCACGGCCAGAGGGGCAGACUACAAUCCAGUCCAGAACAACGUUUUCUCCACCCUCCGCCUUACAGCAGUCCACGAAACCGCCCGUUCCCCCAGCAUGAGAUCCCUUUCUCUAUGAGGCCGCACUAUCCCCGUGGACCCUCAGGCUCGUAUCCCUCUGUUGCCCACUACAACAGCUCUUCUCCCAUGGACGGCCAAACGUUACAUUUGCUCACCAGCAGGCCUCAUGGUGCCCCCUGUGGUUACCACCUACCAUCAGACAGUCACAGAAGACCCCACAGGACGCGCGGUAACUGCAGGACUUCUCACCACUACACGCCACGUCGGUCCUGUCACAACUAUCGCUCGUCUUGUUCGGCUCAGCGCAACGCCUCCAAUCCCAGGGCGCACCACAUCACUUCUGCCGCCCCGCAGCUCCGCGGAAUGGCGAUUGGCCGGCUGGAUGAGGGCAGCUGUUCCGGCGCCAGCUACCUCACGGAUCGCAGUGGCUAUUUAGCCGACGGUCCGGCGAGCGACUCCAGCUCGGGGCCUUGCCACGGCUCCUCCAGCGAUUCGGUUCUCAACUGCACCGACGUGUCCCUGCAAGGAGUUUACGACAGCUGGUCCACUUUCCGCAGCUCGCUGAGCAGCGAUUACGACCCCUUCGUAUAUCACGGGCCGGGCUCCGUGGAGGCGGAAGCCCAGGCCCGGCCCAGGUCUCUGGAUUCUGUAGUGAACAAAGUGGGCUGCCAUGAGGAUCCACCUCAAACUGUGUUCAGCCACAUCCACUACCACCGCCACAGACACCACCACUAUGAGGACGGGGAGCACGGCCAGGGCCCGAGCAGAGGUUCCGAUGAGGAGCAGGGCUCCGCUGCGGAAGCAGCCCCUCCUGCACUGCUCUCUGAUAAAGACUCGCCCGAUCACUGCCAGUGCCAAAAAAGCGACUGUUCCCACCUGCCCAAAUCUGGGAUGGAUGCUCGGGAUCAGGACUCGAGCAAGUCUUCGGGACCCUCUAUCCUGGUGUCCUCCAUCCCUUUACAUCUCCAAACCCACUGCUGCCACCAGGGACGCACUCCCAGCGCUCCGGGACGGGGCUGCAUGCAAACCCCCCCUUCCGUUCGUUUCCACCAGAGCUUGGACCUUCAGGACGAUCGGAGUGUCCGCGUCCACUUCAGCCAAGGCUCGGGCUUCUGCUGCUCUCCCCCCGAACUACACCCCGCCCUCCUUCCCGUACCUCUAAUUCUGGACUCGGGAAGUAUAGACGAUUGGCCCUGCUGUGCUGGAGCCCAUCUCGUGUGGCAGAAGCGGGUACAGGAGGCCCACUCUGAGCCUCAGCUUCUGGGGACUCGGACCUCUAUUGAGAGGCCCCCGUGCCGGUUCCACCACGGCCUCACCGCAGACCGCAACACAGACAUUUGUUUAUACUGCCCUAAAAUAUACCACAAUCAGGGAUCUGAAGAAGAGUCUGGUGUUUGA
This is a messenger RNA of Nerophis lumbriciformis (worm pipefish), 2403 nucleotides long. Lineage: Eukaryota; Metazoa; Chordata; Actinopteri; Syngnathiformes; Syngnathidae. The record is from RefSeq and is a predicted model, not a curated record.